AAUGCUGGCAAAGAUAUGCACCACAUGAGAUCUGCUGUUGGAUUCCACCACAUGGAAUUUAAGCUGUUGGGCCCUGAAACUUUAUUCAGCAGUUGGAAACCAUUCCACGGCGUUGCUCCUUCACCCUCCCACUUGGGACUAAUGCACAGGCAUGAACACCUAUUGAAGAAAACAACACAAGACUUCAACCAGUGACUACGGGGGGAAAAAAAGGAGCUUUUGUUCCACAGCUAUCAGGUCACUGUGAGUUUGCUGAAAUGAAGACUGUGCAUUCUACACUUCUCCUGCUACUGCUCGUGCCUCUGACACAGCCAGCACCACAAACUCAACUCGACUCACAUAUUAACUAUGAGUAUGGAACAGAUCAUUUGGAAGAAACAAAAUUUAGCCAGGACUAUGAAGAUAAAUACCUGCAUGGAAAAAAUACUAAGGAAAAGGAAACCAUGAUAAUUCCUGAUGAAAAAAGUCUCCAGUUACAAAAAGAUGAGGUUGUACCAUCAUUACCGACCAAGAAAGAAAAUGAUGAAAUGCCUACAUGCCUGUUGUGUGUCUGUUUAAGUGGCUCUGUCUACUGUGAAGAAGUUGACAUUGAUGCUGUGCCACCACUGCCAAAGGAAUCAGCUUAUCUUUAUGCACGAUUCAACAAAAUUAAAAAGCUGACCGCCAAAGAUUUUGCAGAUAUGCCUAACUUAAGAAGACUUGAUUUUACGGGAAAUUUGAUAGAAGACAUAGAAGAUAGUACUUUUUCAAAACUUUCUUUGUUGGAAGAACUUACACUUGCUGAAAACCAGCUAGUAAGACUUCCAGUUCUUCCUCUGAAGCUUACUUUAUUUAAUGCUAAGUACAACAAAAUCAAGAGUAAAGGGAUUAAAGCAAACACAUUCAAAAAACUGAAUAAGCUCUCUUUCCUCUAUUUGGACCAUAAUGAUCUGGAAUCUGUGCCUCCUAAUUUACCAGAAAGUCUACGUGUAAUUCACCUUCAGUUUAACAGCAUAUCUUCAAUUACAGAUGAUACAUUCUGCAAGGCUAAUGACACUCGUUACAUCCGGGACCGAAUUGAAGAGAUUCGCCUGGAGGGCAAUCCAAUUGCUCUGGGAAAGCAUCCAAACAGUUUCAUUUGCUUAAAAAGAUUACCUAUAGGAUCAUACUUUUAAAAACCAUCAAUGCAAUGUAUAUCUAAAGUAGUGCACCUAAUGUCUUAAAGGAACAUAAACAUUAGCUUACUAUUCUCAUUUUAUCUCACUAUUGUAGAAUUUUAUGUUUAAUCAAUGAUGUCCAAAGUUCUUACAUGUUUUUUCUUACAUGUUACUAUAAAAAUAAUCCAGACUGAAUCUCUUAGUUCAAAACAAAAUGAACUAAACUAAACAACAUUAAAAACCCCUUGUAGUUUACACUACAUCUAAACAGUGUCCUUUUAUAUAAACACUCACAUGAGAUCCACCAUUCCCAAGACUAAUGAAGUAAGAGAAUGCCAAGAAACGGUGAACUGUUUGUCUUUCUUAACAUUUACUGUAUUUCAAAAGCAUUUAAGGCGACGUUCCAAGAAACUGUGAAAAGCCAAAUGUUCCAAGUGACCGUCCACUGACUUUAUGAUUCAUCAGCAUUCUCCAUGAAGCAGAAACCUUUUCUGUUACGGCAGCUAUUUUAUUGUAUUUCUCAUUUAGUCUAAGAAAAAGGGUAGCCACAUCUAGGUAAAACUUUCCAGUAAAGUAAAAUUUUACUCUUUGGUAUAGAACCAAUUUAGAAAAGUUCAGUUUUAUGCUUUGUGGUCACACAGAUAGUCUUUAAUCAAUUACUUAAAAAAAUUCUAAGAAAAAGAAUAAAAAUUCUACUGAUUUUCUCGGAGAGUAAUAAGAGCCCUUCACUCUAAAGAUUCUCAAACAUGAAAUGAGUGUAAACUUUUCACAGUAUAGGAAGGAUUUCAUCAAUAAAUUUGUUCAAAUAUAAGAAAUUUAAAUGAA
Molecule: messenger RNA, 1961 nt
Organism: Alexandromys fortis (reed vole)
Lineage: Eukaryota; Metazoa; Chordata; Mammalia; Rodentia; Cricetidae
Gene: Ogn
Product: osteoglycin
Exons: 7
Coding region: 258-1154 (298 amino acids)
Biological process (GO): bone development; articular cartilage development
Cellular component (GO): extracellular matrix
Molecular function (GO): protein binding
Source: RefSeq, a predicted model, not a curated record